UCGCUGGAGUUUCUUUACUGUUUUAAUACCACAAUGCUGUCGUUGGUCCCAAAGCCUCGGAGUGAUAUAUCAGAACUGGCCGCUAAGAUAUCAGCUCGUAUCGCGGCGAAGGCGGGUCCCCCGGUCGUGGUUCGCAGUGUUGGCGAUUUCGUCGCUCUCCACAACACUGACGUUUUCAGAGGGCUCAGCGUCGGUUUCGUGCCUACGAUGGGUUCUCUCCACUCGGGCCAUAUGAAGCUCAUUGCUACUGCGAGGCCCAAUCAUGAUGUUCUUGUGGUAUCGAUAUUCGUCAACCCAGCGCAGUUCUCCCCUGAGGAGGACUAUGAACAGUAUCCCAGGGAUCUCGAGGGCGACCUCAAGAAGCUCGAAACCGAAUCAGCUGGUGUCGAUGUUGUCUUUGCGCCGGAGCCUGCUGAUAUGUAUCCGAAGAAUCCACGAGCGAUAGUGCCCAGCGUAACGGUCGAGCCUAAUUUCGUGAAUGGCCUUUCGGAAGCAGCAUGCAGGCCGACGUUCUUCCGCGGAGUGGCCACUGUUGUUAUGAAGUUGUUCAACAUAAUCAGACCCGAACGAGCAUAUUUCGGACAGAAGGACGCUAUGCAAGUCAGUGUUAUCAUUUCUAUGGUCAAGGACUUGAAUGUUCCAGUUGAACUCGAGGUGGUUCCGACAGCUCGGGAGGCGGACGGCCUAGCCUCCAGCAGCCGCAAUGUGUAUCUCACCCCGGCAAUGCGAGAGAAAGCCACCAUCUUAUACAAGUCACUGUGUGCUGCUUACGACAUGGUGAAGUCGGCGAGCAAGCCUGUGAAGGCAUCCGAGGUCGAAGAUGUGGUCAAAAGGACUCUCCUCGCUGAGCCCAUGGUCCUAGGGAUUGAGUAUAUUAGCGUGGCUUCUGUCGAGACUGCGCAGGAAGUGGAGACCAUCCAGUUCGGACCUGAGGCAGAGCCCGUGCUGGUCGCAAUUGCUGUGAAGUACGGCGGUGCCAAUCUACGCUUGAUCGAUAACAUGUGGAUGGACAACCAGAAGCACGCAUAGAUGCGCUGUUUCCGCAUUAUAAUGCAGUAUUCCUAACUUUACCAAGGAAGCAGAAAUGCUUGGCGAACAACUCCUACAAUGUUCUCGG
Messenger RNA from Perkinsus marinus ATCC 50983, 1117 nucleotides. Its product is annotated as Pantoate--beta-alanine ligase, putative. The transcript has 10 exons. Lineage: Eukaryota; Perkinsozoa; Perkinsida; Perkinsidae. The record is from RefSeq and is a predicted model, not a curated record. Bases 34 to 1029 code for a protein of 331 amino acids. Gene Ontology annotation, biological process: pantothenate biosynthetic process. Gene Ontology annotation, molecular function: pantoate-beta-alanine ligase activity.